This is a messenger RNA of Rotaria sp. Silwood2, 1264 nucleotides long. NCBI's taxonomy places the organism in Eukaryota, Metazoa, Rotifera, Eurotatoria, Philodinida, Philodinidae. The record is from the annotation of a GenBank genome assembly.
UCGAUAGAGAACUUCAAGGGCUAUCGAAAUCACUAUUUAGAUUUGAUCUAACUAUUCGUCUUCAUUGAAAAAUCUCAACGACAAAAAGGGGGGCUAUAAUUUUGUUAUACCCUGUAUACUCAUCUUCAUUAUGAUUAUUAAACAAGCCACUACUUUUACUCGUAUUUUUUUCUACUCAUAUUGCAUUUUCUUAGCUGUAGGCGCCACGUGUGUUAAAUGAUUUUUGUAAUGAAAAGGCAAAUACAUACCAAAGAAAUAACUUUUCUUGCUGUUCAGCUAGUUCUUCACAAGUUUGCUUUAAUUACCCGAAAUCGAGUUGUGAGAAAUCAGAGUGUUUAAUUUUUAAAUAACUUUGAUAGUUGGACGAUUUGGGUCACUUUUUUAUAUUGACAAUAGUGUGUAAACUUUAUUUUAAUGGUUCGCGUAACAUUCCGUUUAAUCCUAUAGAGAAAAUAAAAGACAGUCUUUUUUACGAGUAGUUUAAUAUAUCAAGCUGAUUAUAUAAGCUGCGGUUUCAGUAAGUAGUUUGAGGUAGCUUGCUAACUGUUCCACCUAGCAGUUAUUAUAUGCAGCAACUUAAUGGAAUUAUUAUAUCCGUAUCUCUCAUUUAUAGAUUCAAGCUCGAUAUGGUUUUAUGGAUCAGAAUGUUCUAAAAAAUGUUAAACAAAGCGAAUACGAAUGUAAAUGGAAGACAGUCAUAGAGUAUUUCAAUAUACAAACAUCUGAUCUCGAUCCUCGAUACAAUUUUGACUACAGACAAGGUGGUCUACCGGAGCAAGACAGCCGUGGUAGUGAGCCGUACUAUUUGCCAAUCGGUUGGUAUCGUCAUGGACUUAAGGUAGAUAAUAAAUAUGCAGGUGAUAAUGUUUGGCUUGGCCAUGUCAAUGCAGAAGGUGAAUGGCCAGUUGUUUUUCACGGUACGAACGAAGGCGCAGUUCUGGGAAUUACACAACAAGGUCUACUAGCCAGCAAGUUUACACGAGACUUAAUGAGAGCUGAAGCCGUCAAACUAAUCGGUGCAGAAGCAGAUCAUCAAGGAAUCUAUCUAGCAACACAUUGCAAUGAAGGAGCCGAUGCAUAUGCUGGUGAAUUUUCACUUCCAAUCUCAACUGGAAAGAGUGAAACGUUUCAAGUCGUUUUUCAAUGUCGUGUACAACCCGGUAAAUUCACAAGGCAUACAAUACCGGUCCUUACCGGUGAAGCUUGGCGUUUCAUUGAUGAAAGAGCGAUUCGACCUUAUGGCAUUUUACUGAAAGAAGUCAUC